Candidozyma duobushaemuli is the source of this 1008-nucleotide messenger RNA. Its product is annotated as L-serine/L-threonine ammonia-lyase. The record is from RefSeq and is a predicted model, not a curated record. Lineage: Eukaryota; Fungi; Ascomycota; Pichiomycetes; Serinales; Metschnikowiaceae. Bases 1 to 1008 code for a protein of 335 amino acids. The transcript has a single exon. Gene Ontology annotation, molecular function: pyridoxal phosphate binding; L-serine ammonia-lyase activity; threonine deaminase activity. Gene Ontology annotation, biological process: L-serine catabolic process; L-threonine catabolic process.
AUGGUUCUUCCGAGCAUCAAAACCCAAUUAGUGGAUGUCAGCAGCAAAGUCGAAGGUCCUUGCCGUUUCCUCUAUAAACUAGAAUUGGACCAGCCUUCUGGCAGUUUCAAACUCAGAGGCAUGAGUAAGCUUAUCGCUGAUUCUAUAGAGAAGGCCAAAGCUGAAGGUCAGAAACCACAUAUAUUCUCCUCCUCAGGAGGAAACGCCGGUUUGGCUUCUGCAUACGCUAGCAAGCACCACAACGUUCCUUGCACAGUGGUUUUGCCCGUUACCUCCCAACAGAUCUCAAUAGAUAAGCUCAAAAACUACGGAGCCAAUGUUGUGAUCCAUGGAGCCCACUGGGGCGAAGCCAAUAGCUACCUCAGAGACACCGUUAUUGGGGGAGCUCCUAAGGAUGUUCAUCCAGUAUACUGCCACCCAUUUGACAACCCGGUCCUUUGGGACGGUCACGGUGAAAUGGUUGACGAGAUAGCUGAACAACUCGGUGAGCAUAACAUCGAAGUUUCCAAGGUGAAGGGAAUUGUUCUUAGCAUUGGCGGAGGUGGGCUAUUCAAUGGUGUUAUCGAGGGACUCAAGCGGAACAAGGGUCUUAACAACGUCCCCGUUAUGGCAAUUGAGACCUACCAAACACCGGCCUUUGGUGAGGCACUCAAGGCCGGCAGAGUCGUGACUUUAAGCAAGUUGGAUACUAUAGUCAACUGUCUUGCUGCUCCAUCAGUUUCACAGACGAGCUUGGAAAAUAGCAGAACAUAUCCUUCCUUUGGAAAACAAAUCGACGAUCUAGAGGCAUUGGCGGGAACUGUCGACUAUUAUGACAAAGUUGGAGGGUUGGUUGAGCCCGCGUGCGGAGUCACUGUUGUUGCUUCUACAAGAAGACAAGACUUGCUCGAAGUUUUCGGUGAACUCAAGUCAGACGACGUUAUCAUCUUCAUCAUCUGUGGAGGAUCCGGUGUUUCCGAGGAUACCAUCGCACAGUAUAGGGAGCUUUUGGCAACUAAAAGUCACUGA